Andrographis paniculata is the source of this 1101-nucleotide messenger RNA. RefSeq lists its product as uncharacterized. Gene Ontology annotation, biological process: cell redox homeostasis. Lineage: Eukaryota; Viridiplantae; Streptophyta; Magnoliopsida; Lamiales; Acanthaceae. The record is from RefSeq and is a predicted model, not a curated record. The transcript is spliced from 2 exons. The coding region runs from base 298 to 894 and encodes 198 amino acids.
CCCCGCUGCACGCACCCGGUUCUUCUUUUCUGUCUUCUUCCUCCGAGCACCAAUUUUCUCUUCCUCUCUUCUUUCUUUCUUCUCAUUGCUUCCACUUUACCUUUUCCUCUUCGUCUCAUCUUCAUCAUGCUGCUCGGCGACUGACUGACGGUGAAUAUAGGAAUCGAACCGGAACCGCCGGAUUGAAACCGGAGAACCGCCGGUUCGCAACCGGUUGGGCAAGUCUACCUUCCCCUGCGAGAAACAAAACCCUUGCGUCCUCCACAAAUGUAGAAAUCUAAAAGCACAGAGGAAAGGAUGCUCAUGAAAUCUACCCCUGGAAACCCUCUUUUCUGCCUCAAAUGGCCGUGGGAUAUUCAUAAUCGACCCCAGAGCAACAGCAACAGCAACAGUCCCUGUACUUUCGAUACCCCCUGGAUUUUCAAGCCCUUCAAGAAUCUCGGCACCGUGGCCUUCAAUUUCGUCAAUUCUGCAGUAUCUACGCACUCUCUCAACAAUCCAUUUCAACUUAAUGAAAAGGGGAAAAAUGUUUUGAACCCGCAGGAGCAAGGAGAGGCGGAGCAGAGAGCAUUUGCUGCUGCUUUGGCGAAUGGUAAAGAAGCCACGGUUCUCGAAUUUUAUUCGCCAAAAUGUAGACUCUGCAACUCGUUGCUCGGUUUUGUGAUGGAAGUUGAGAAAAGGAAUUCUGAUUGGCUCAACAUUGUCAUGGCUGAUGCGGAGAAUAAUUUGUGGUUGCCUGAGCUCCUCCUCUACGACAUUAAAUAUGUCCCAUGCUUUGUCCUGCUGGAUAAACACGGCAAGGCGCUUGCGAAAACAGGGGUUCCAAACAGCAGACUCCAUGUAAUAGCUGGUGUUUCCAACCUCCUCAAAAUUAAACGUCCUAAAAAAUGUUAGCCACGAUUGCGAAAUGUUCUUGUCGCCUUCAUGAAUACGCUCUCUAGUUUUUUAGCUUGUUGCCGAUCUUUUGAUGACGACUGAAUUCUGUCUAUCUUGUGUAUAUUGGUGAAUGGUUUAUAUAAUACAUAGAACAGUCUUGUGUUCUUGCAUAAAUGCACUUGUAAAUGUUUGAUGGAAUGAAUGCAUUUGGAGAUCAACUUUGAA